AUGAAUCGGAUUCUGAAGACUACGUUUGUGUUGUGGGUGAUAGGACGGGCAGAGGGUCAAAGAAUUGAACAUGUACGAAAUAUGUACCAAGAUGCCAUGCAUGCUGAGGCGUAUGAUACGAAUCUUGAUACUGACAUGAUUAGAGCACAGCGAAAUGUUAAACCCCAAGACAAAGGUAUUCAAUACAUGGAGCAAAUUCACAAGGAACUUAAUGCGAAUGACCAAUGGGAUGCAAACAUCACUCCUUUGCUGAACCAGCAAAUUGAUAAACUCAGCGAGGAAGGUGCUGUCAUUGACUGUGGUAUGCUUUGUCCUUCUACAUUGAACCCUGGGACCUGUUUUGCAACAGAUGAUGUAUCAAAAGAAAUCAGUUUGGAGGACAUUUUAGCAUGUAUACCAAAGUCCUAUUUUAGUAUUGAAUUAAGAGGGUUUAAUUUUGGUACAAUCAAAAAUGGAUCAUUCUAUGGUAGGCCGAAAGUAACUGCACUGUUCUUAAGAUCUUGUAAUGUUACUGUACUUGAACCAGAUGCUUUGCGAGGACUUCAUAAUUUGACACAGCUCGGAAUUGUCGAUGUUGCAUUUGGGAAAACAGGACUUAUGAACUUAAAUGAAUAUAUGUUACAUCACUGCCCAAAUGUGAAUAGUCUUACUUUAGAUGCUUUCUAUAAUUCUGCUUUUAUCAAUCUCACUAAUAACUUAAUGGUUUGCAACUGUGAAAAUCAACCAUUUGUUGAUUGGAUGAAUUCGGAACACAUUUUCGGACACAUAGUUAUGAUACAUGAUAAACACUGCCACGCAUCUAAUGGAGAGCCCAAACAAGAGCUUAGAAAACUGGACUUGUCUUGGGAAGAUUGCAAUCCUGAUUUGCUAACAAGGAAUAUCAUCCUCAUUGUAAUUAGCGUCAUAGUUGCAGUUACCAUAACAGCUUCGUUGCUAAGAUACUUCAAGAAGGACAUGCGAUAUGCGUUAAUGGUGAGAAAAGCAAAACGCCACCAUGGAAACGCCCCACGGCAUAACAUGGCAGGAGAUGAAUUGGAAAUAUAUGAUGCGUUCGUUAGCUACCAUUCUGAGAAAAGACGUUUUCUGUUUGACGUCAUGGUGCCAGAAUUGACGAAAGGAGAUGUCCCAUUUACUUUGAUGUAUGACCAUGAAAUCCUCCCAGGGCAGGAAUCCUACUUGAGUGGAAUCAUGACACACAUGGAUCGAAGCCUUCAUAUCAUAUUCUUAGUAACCCGAGGCUGGAUGAAAGAGGGUUGGAACGAGUUCGAGAUGGAGUCCGCCAUAGAUAUGCUUACCCAAAGCAAACGCCACACACUGAUCGUGAUACUGAUGGAGAACAUACCACAGAAAGAGAUGUCAAACACGCUAGCGUUGAUGGCGAGGCACAAUGUCUGUUUACGUUGGAGUGAAGAAGAAGGGAAACAAAAGAAGUUUUGGAGGGACCUAAAACUUGGACUCGGCAAGAGACGCUAUGACAUGGUGUUUAGAGAGCGCUAAAAACAAU
This is a messenger RNA of Owenia fusiformis, 1504 nucleotides long. NCBI's taxonomy places the organism in Eukaryota, Metazoa, Annelida, Polychaeta, Sabellida, Oweniidae. The record is from the annotation of a GenBank genome assembly.